Molecule: messenger RNA, 1803 nt
Organism: Pseudo-nitzschia multistriata
Lineage: Eukaryota; Bacillariophyta; Bacillariophyceae; Bacillariales; Bacillariaceae
Source: the annotation of a GenBank genome assembly
GAUCACACUUUGUUGAAAAAAAUAUUUUUUGUCGUGAUUUGAGAACUCCAAUGCGUCAAAUUCCUUCACAUCAAUUCAUUUUUCUAUAUUUGAUGUUAACAUUUUCUAUCUAAUGGCAUCGUCACCAUCAUGGCACCUGAUCACUCCGACAGAGAAUCGACGACUUGGAUCAAAAAAGUUCAAUAUGUUGUCUCUCUGACGCUGUUGGGUCUAUGCGUUGCAUUAUGCACGGCUGGCAUUGUUGCAAACCAGACACCAGUGGCAGCUGCCUCAAAUUCUGCGGUAGCGCUCGUCCUGAUGUGGGUUCUCAUUUUGUGGUUGGGUAUUCUUGAGGGAGGUCAAGGGUCUCUGGUUGGCUUACAACCUGUGAAUUCGGAAAAAUUCAAGUUCUCUCAUCCCUAUGCCUUUGCCUGCACUGAAUUGGCGCACAAAGGAGACAACCUAAAUCGAUUCAUUGUGGGAAGACAGUUUCUGGUGGUCCUCGUUGUUUUCCUUCUAAAUAUGGCAUGUACCGUUGUGGAUGAUUUUGAUGUUCCGGGAGUUCCACAUGCUUUGAUGUCGAGCAUGGUGGCGUCGGGAUUGGCCGUAAUGAUUAUCACUGUUGUGGUUGGGCAAUUGGCGGCAGAAGUCAAUGCUACAAAUUGCAUGUUAGACUUUAUCGAUAACCGACUUGUGUGGGUAACGACUUUGAUCUGCUUAAUGAUUGAAACUUCAGGUCUCUUGCACUCUGUCUAUUUGGUACAAUGUUUCUUCUCCAACGAGAGUAUGUCGAAAGAAAGUACCGACAAGACAUUUCAACAAAAAGUUUGGUAUUGGGGACGAGUAGCGAUGUCAGUCAGUCUUCUCACUGUUGCCAUGGCAGUCACUUGUGCAGCAUUAUGGCACGAUGAGACUACAAUGUACCCUGGUUUGACAACGAUGGCUUCCUUUGCUCUAUUUUUCGGGUUAGUUUGUUUCUUGGGUCUUCUCGAAGGAAUUCAAAUUGCCGCCUUUGCUGUGGUGAAGCUACCGACACAUAUCGUGAGGGCAAGCCCAGCGGCGGGGGCUAAUUGUGACUUGGUCUUUCGAGGAAAAAACUUCAAAGCAGUACUGAUUGGUCGACAAAUUUGCGUCACAACUAGCAUGUUCUUGUUGGCACGCAUCACAACAACGAAUGUGGAUCCGAAUGAUUUGAUUGAUACAUCUGCAACCGACUCCACCGUUCUUGGAAUGCCUGCUUGCAUUCAAAAUUUCUUCAAUACUGGAUUACCUGGAGCACUAAUUACAACAGUUGUUGCUUCAUUGUGGUGGAGAAUCUUAGCCGCGGCGUUUCCGAUUGCGUUUAUGGGCAAUUCUGUCGUCUAUUGGACCAUCCGAUUAUGCUUAUGUCUCGAGGCAACCGGAGUAUUUUCAUCCGCAUGGCUGAUGGCAGAUGGCAUCAAAUGGAUGUUGAGAUUUCAAACCGAUGACGUGUACUUUUCUGAUGGUGAUAAAGACAUCGAUUUGGAACUGAACAAAUAUGGUGUUGACGAUAGCCAAACUCUUCUUUCUGUCAGCACGGGCAAGAACGACAGUGAAUCAACUUUUCUCACCAGCAGUUCAAGCAAUGGCAACUUCUCAACGUACGGAAGCAACAGCAGUCAAGAAUUUGAUACUUUUUCGAACCCAUCUCCCAGCCCUUCGCUUGAAUUUUGAGUAUGUAAUGAAAUUUGGAUUUUAUCAACGAGCAUAUAAUGUAAUGUGCCAAUCUUUUCAAACUGUUUGAUUGCGUCAAGUAUUCUAAAAUAGUAACCUGAAGAGACAAGAUAAAUACAAUGAAUUUGU